GGUCAAUGACGUCAUCUGAAAGAUGAGUUAUUGACUUCAUGAAUGUGGUAGUAAAGUUGAAGAUGUAUAAAUGUAGUUUGGAUUUUUUUUGAAUCGACCAUGUUGAAAAUGGAAACUGAUAAGAUUAUUGAAGACACAAACACUAAUUCGCAGUUCCCGAUGACCAUCCUGUACGACCCGGCCCGGAAGAAGGAGCCCUCGUCGCAGUACGCGUCGGAGCGCGAGACCUGCAUCAAGUACUUUGAGAAAUGGAGCGAGCAGGACCAGGUGGAGUUCGUGGAGCACUUGCUGUCGCGGAUGUGCCACUACCAACACGGCCACAUCAACUCCUACCUGAAGCCGAUGCUGCAGAGAGACUUCAUUACACUGUUACCAAAGAAGGGCCUGGACCACGUGGCGGAGAGCGUCCUCUCGUACCUGGACGCUGACUCACUCUGCUCGGCGGAGCUGGUCUGCAAGGAGUGGUACAGGGUCAUCUCGGAGGGCAUGCUGUGGAAGAAGCUCAUCGAGAGGAAGGUCCGCACCGACUCGCUGUGGCGGGGGCUGGCCGAGCGGAGGGGCUGGAUACAGUAUCUGUUUAAACCCAAACCUGGGGAAGGCCACCCAAACCACACAUUCUAUAGAACACUGUUUCCUAAAAUCAUUCAGGACAUUGAUAGCAUAGAAAAUAAUUGGCGGAUGGGCCGGCAUGUUCUGCAGAGGAUCAACUGCAGAUCGGAGAACUCGAAAGGUGUAUACUGUUUGCAGUAUGACGACCAGAAGAUAGUGUCGGGCUUGCGAGACAACACCAUCAAGAUUUGGGACAGAAACACGUUGCAGUGCACUAAGGUAGUGCUGACGGGGCACACGGGCUCCGUGCUGUGCCUGCAGUACGACGACAAGGUGAUCAUCAGCGGGUCGAGCGACUCGACGGUGCGCGUGUGGGACGUGUUCUCGGGCGAGAUGGUCAACACGCUGAUCCACCACUGCGAGGCGGUGCUGCACCUGCGCUUCAACAACGGCAUGAUGGUCACCUGCUCCAAGGAUCGUUCGAUAGCCGUGUGGGACAUGACGUCCCAAACAGAAAUAACGUUACGAAGAGUCCUCGUCGGUCAUCGAGCCGCGGUCAACGUCGUUGACUUUGACGAGAAGUACAUUGUGUCGGCCUCGGGCGAUCGCACGAUCAAGGUGUGGAACACGUCGACGUGCGAGUUUGUGCGGACGCUGAACGGCCACAAGCGCGGCAUUGCGUGCCUCCAGUACAGAGAUCGCCUCGUCGUCAGCGGCAGCUCCGACAACACCAUAAGGCUGUGGGAUAUCGAAUGUGGAGCGUGUCUUAGAGUGUUGGAGGGUCACGAGGAGUUGGUGCGGUGUAUACGUUUUGACAGUAAAAGAAUCGUUAGCGGAGCGUAUGACGGAAAAAUAAAGGUGUGGGAUCUCAUCUCCGCUCUAGACCCUAGAGCACCCGCAAGUACGCUCUGUUUACGAACCUUAGUGGAGCACACCGGCCGCGUGUUCCGGCUCCAGUUCGACGAGUUCCAGAUCGUGAGCAGCUCGCACGACGACACGAUCCUCAUCUGGGACUUCCUGAACUGCAGCCCGCCCGACGGCACGCCCCAGCAGGCCGCCCGCUCCCCCACACGCACGUACACUUACAUCUCAAACUUUUGAGUGACAAUCCUUCAGUGCUAAUGCUUCAAUGUGAUAUUAGAGGCUCUUUCCCUGCGCGUGUCCCCGUGGUGCGACCUGCGGUGCAUUGCACGGCUUCAGGUCGUGACGGUGUGUUCUGUUGUGUGUGCAGCAGGGGUGCGAAGUAACUGUGCCCCACAGCGAGUCUCGCAGUCAUGACGGCUGGCUGGCGGCGUGUAAAUAAUAGUGUGUCUUAUGCAGUGGCGUAGCCAGGAUUCGUGUAUGGGGGGUGUUAAGUGUGGGGUCCGGGAUUUUAAGGUGUAAAAUAGUGCUAUUUUAGCAGUUUUCAGUACUUAAAUUUAAAUAUUGUAAUGCUAAAAAUUUUAUUAAUAUUUAAUAUGAAAUUUGUUUGAGUGAUGAAUAAGAAAUUUAAUUAAAGAUUUGGGGCUAAGGGGGAAGGGGGGUUUGAACCCCUUAAACCCCCCCCCCCCCUGGCUAGGCUGGCCUCAAUGCCCAGCCAUUAUCCAGUCCUUAGACUUAAUGGGAAUCUCGAGAAGAAUCAAAGGCAGUGUAUGGUUCUAGUAGGACGUUACCUUUACUUGUCAGGUUUAGCAAAUGUUGUGUUAAGUUUGUCAACACUAUCGUUAGUCUUAACUCCAGUUGAAUUUUAAGUCGGGUUCUUACACAAAUUUGGACUUCACAAAACGUCUGAAACGUUGAUGAACUUAAAUCAUUCCGAAGAUAUGAUUAGUACUGGUGCAGUUAGUACGGUUGAUAGGUUUUAGUUAAGGGGCCCGCCUACCUGGUCACACAGAUGGUGCGCAGAGCUUCAGGAAAAACAACGCGAUUUCAAAACUACUUAAGAUAUCCUAGUGGGGUGUGUUUACGAAAAGCAUUUAAGAGUUCGCUGAGGCCCGAAAAGUACUUUUAAUUUUGGAUCAUGUUUUUAAACUGUAUUUCUAGAAGAGUUAAAAUGGCUAAAACGCAUGUUUUCAGAGUAAUUUUUAGGCGUAAAACAACCAGUACAGAUUAUUAAAAGCACUUAAGGGACUUAAAUUACACCUUUAUCUUCAUUUCUCGGCCAUAUAAUGUUGCGGUCACCGCUCAAAUUUCACAGUUAUCCUGUGUCGACGAGAAGACUGCGCGCCAGUCCAGAGGCGACACCGCGCUAGAAAUACCAUCGAGCGUCGCUCUUAUCAUCCCGCCUCACUAACACACAUACACCCCUGACGAGGCGGGCCCCUUAAAGGAUAGUAGAGGUGAGGCGAUGUGGCAGGCCAGUCGGCCCGUCGCAACAGGGGUCCAGGGGAGGCCCCUGACUCCCGAACAUGUAGCGCCUGCCCCUCGGAGCUUCCAGUGUCACGUCGGGAAUUCUGAUAUAUUGCGAUUCUUCAAAGGGCUGCAAGACCUUCCCAGGUCAGGAUUUCGCAGGUAUUUAAGAUGAGGCCAGCCUGCGGUGAGUCGUGUGGGACCGGCUGGUGGCGACAGCAUAACAAAAUUGAUUCAUUGAUACAUCCCCUCAAGUAUUUGGAUGAUAAACCUUGUAAAAAAAAAUAGAUAAGGAGUACCAUGCUGGAAAAUAAGCCUUGACCAAGAGCCAUAAAUUAUGUAAGAAAAAAUCUCAAUAGCCAAAGAAAUAAAUAGUAAAAUUAAGGAUUUGGUUUUUAUAAUCUGCAUCAAAAAUGUCAGCAGAGUUUAGGAUUACAUUAAAUAUAGUUGCCAAUAAUUCCAAAACUAAACAUUUUGUUUUCACAAUAUUAGAUUCCAGGAUUCAAAACAAUGUGAAGUCGUGUGUUGUCUAUUCAUUUUCUUCUUGUCGAUUCAUACUCUUGGUAAUGGGAAACAACAUUUUGAAUUUUAAAUUCUUAUACACAGUAAUAACUUAUUGCCAUUCCCGUAAAACAUAAAGAUAAAAAUGUAUUGUAAUGUACCUAUAUUUGAAAUAUGACUGUAAAUGAAUUUAAAACAGGACUAUGGGAAUCUACAAUUUUUUUUUUAUGUAUAAAUCCAAUUCAGCAUUUUAUUUAAAUAGAUAUAUGAUUUGCCUCUACCUUUCAGUAUUAAUACAAUUUUUGUGCUGUUUGUUUGUCCAUUGGGUUUGUCUUAUUUCUUUGUACAUUCUAAGUUCUUGCAUGUAUGUCCUGAGAUGUUACUUAGCAAUUCAAGAUGUACAUAUGCGAGUUGGGAAGUUUCUUGAGCGUAGUGCUUUACGUG
Messenger RNA from Bacillus rossius redtenbacheri, 3822 nucleotides. RefSeq names its product beta-TrCP (gene slmb). Gene Ontology annotation, molecular function: protein dimerization activity. The transcript has 12 exons. Lineage: Eukaryota; Metazoa; Arthropoda; Insecta; Phasmatodea; Bacillidae. The record is from RefSeq and is a predicted model, not a curated record. Bases 100 to 1650 code for a protein of 516 amino acids.